CAAGGAAGAGGAACAGGAGGAAGGGAGGACUUGUAGUAGAAGUAGGAGGAGUCUGUUUGUUGACAUCAGACGAAAACGAAAAUCAGAUGAGCGAAGGCUGGUGAUAAUAACUCUGUUUCUCGCCUUCAUCAAGACUCAAAUCCUUGGCGAAAGCUAAGGUCCCCUGCACUGCCAAGUCUUGGAUCUGAGCCGUAGAAGAAGAGGCUAACAUGGCAGCCAAAGCAGGAGACAACCCCGACAGCCUCAUGACUCUGGCAACAAUAUUUUGCCUGAGGAACCUCAGAAAGACAAUGUGCUGUCUGGGUUUGGGGGAACAACUCUGCUUGCGCUCAGAUAUCUUUCUUCCCAGUGAAAUCUGUGACAAAUUAGUCAAUGUGUACAUGGAGUUAGUUCAUACAGACAGUAACUUUGAACGAGAGGAGAGCUUUUUCCAAUUAUUCUCAGAACCCUGGAGCACCAGACUUACCAGGGUGCAGUUGAAAGAAGACUUUGUCCACGACAGAGACCUGGAAGCUAUAAAAAAACAGGACCUGAUUGAGCUUCAUCUCACCUACUGCAACAGUCUGUCAUCCCGCAGCUUGAAAACCCUGACCUGCUUCCGUGAUACACUGGUCUCACUUUGUGUCUUUGGCUGCAGUAACAUAUUCUAUAAGAAUGGCGCGAAUGAAGAUACAGAUACUAUUUCAAGGCAGGCAUUAGAGACAGAGUUUAACUUUCAGGGGUUCAACCGUCUGCGGUUUCUCAACCUGGGUGGCCUACCAGAUGAGAUGCAUGCUGAAACCCUGCUCAAACCCUUAAAGUCGCUCACCUCACUAGAUCUAUCUAAUGUACAGUUACUACGAACAGCUUUUCUAACUCAGUGGAAAGACAGACUGGCGUCUCUUGUUCUCUACAAUGUGGACCUUUCAGAAGAGUUGGUCAAUACUGUGGUGGAACUUGUCAAUCUUAGGCAUCUUGACAUCUCACGUGAGAGUAGGAGGACCUCCAAGUUUAAGAUGACCAGAAAAAUCCUGACUGCUAUUGUUCAGCGACUGGUCAGUCUGGUUUCACUGGACAUCUCAGGUCACAUUAUGCUUGACAACUGCACAGUUCCACUCUUAGAAGAAGCUAUGGGUCGUCCAAGUAAUGAGCCAUGCAAGAGCAGCAUCUACCCUUUCCAAGAGCUGAAGAGGCCCUUGCAGUUUUUGGGCUUAUACGACACUACCCUUUGCAAUGUGACACACAUCCCUGCUCAUAAGGUGACUGGGUCAAAAAAUGAAGACCAGGUCCUGAAUGCUAUUGAAGCCUACACUGAGUACCGCCCUGAAUUGGCCCACAGAGCCAUCAAUCAACUGUUUGACAUCGCCAGGAUACAACACUGCAUCCAGCUGCUCCGAGCAUUGCAGCUUGUUAUUGCAGCAUUGAAGUGCCAUAAAUAUGAUAAGAGCAUCCAGGUGACUGGUAGUGCUGCGCUCUUUUAUCUGACAAACACAGAAUACCGCAGUGACCAAAGUAUGCGGCUUCGCCAAGAGGUCAUUCAAGUGGUUUUAAAUGGAAUGGAGGAAUACCAGGAGGUUACUGUGCAAAGGAAUUGCUGCUUGACUCUGUGCAACUUCAGUAUUCCUGAGGAGCUGGAGUUUCAGUAUAGCCGGGUCAACCAGCUGCUGCUGAAUAUCCUGAGGCCAGCAAGGCAGGAUGAAUCUAUCCAGAGAAUUGCUGUGCACCUCUGCAAUGCUUUAGUCUGCCAAGUUGACAACCACCAUAAGGAAGCUGUGGGAAAGAUGGGAUUUGUUAAGACAAUGUUGAACUUAAUAAGGAAAAAGCUGCAAGAUCAAAUGUGUGACCAGGUGAUGGAAUUUUCUUGGAGUGCUCUGUGGAAUAUUACUGAUGAGACACCAGACAACUGUCAGAUGUUCCUUAAUUGUGAUGGAAUGAGUCUCUUUUUGGACUGUCUUAAAGAGUUUCCUGAUAAACAGGAGCUGCAUCGCAACAUGCUGGGGUUACUGGGUAAUGUUGCUGAAGUCAAAGCUCUACGACCAAUGCUGGUGACACCACAGUUCAUCUCUGUUUUCAGCAAUCUACUAGACAGUAAGGCGGAUGGGAUUGAAGUGUCAUACAAUGCAUGUGGCGUGCUUUCCCACAUCAUGUUUGAUGGACCAGAGCUUUGGUCAAUGGAAGAGCCAUUAAGAGACACGGUGAUGGACAAGAUGUGGGAUGCGAUCCAGAGCUGGGACGUCAGCUCACGUCGCAACAUCAACUAUAGGUCAUUUGAACCCAUCUUGCGACUUCUGCCUCAAAGUAUCGCUCCGGUUAGUCAACACUGGGCUACAUGGGCUCUGUACAACUUGGUGUCAGUUUACCCAAGCAAGUAUUGUCCCCUUCUCAUUAAGGAAGGAGGAAUUAGCCUUCUGGAGAGAGUUUUGGAGCUGGAAAGUUCGCAGCCCGAGACUAAGGACAUGGCCCAGAAAGUAAUGGAGCAGUGUGAGAACUUCAAGGAAGACCCUAUGGAAACAAAUCAUGCACAGGAGAUAAACUAUGGACAAAGAGGUUGACACGCCUGAGCCUCAAUAUCUGGCAAACAUCACGCAAACCAAGCUAAAGCUUCCCGUCACCACAAGGAUCAAUGUGUGCAUUUUUCUUUUUAUCGUGAUUAGUUUUACUGCGCCGACCCUUUUCACAGCAGUUUGGGCACAAACAUAAUGUGACAUUUAGGGAUUAAGACGUGGGGCAUGCUAUUUUUGCCUGGGCUGCUCAUAAGCAUCUCCUCUGUUGGGAUGGGGGUUGUUAGGGUGAGUGACUGUUAUCGCUCAGUGAGUGUUUUGUGAAAUAUUUCUUGAUUGAAGAUAGCAGCUGGAUUGAGGCUUUAUUCUCAGUGGAAGGAAACAGACACACUCAGCAACACACAACUAUAACCGUGUGGCAUAGACCAUGGUGGGGGUUAAACUUAGUGAUGUGGUGUUGUACAACACCUGUAUGAGGUGGCCACCCUCUCCCAGGAGCUCACUGAGCUGUGUUCACAUGCACAGUGAAUAUGAGCCAGUACGCAAGUCGGCUGACGUUCGCUGGAGGGAAGACUCUGCAGAUAGACUUUUUGUUAUAUAUGUAAAUAUUGUUGAUCCCUUCCUUUUACUCUGUGUGUUUUAUAAAUAUAACUGUAAACCCCUGAGGUUGUACCCUCUAUUUAAAUUUAGGUUGGGCUGGCAAAUGUUCAGUGGAUAUUCAAUCACACAACUGUAGGUUAACAAUCAGUGGUCUAUAAAGGAUCAUUUAGCUUUAGCACAACCUCCCUGAGCAUCCAGAUUUUAGAAUUGAAUGCUAUCUUUUAUACAUUUUCAUUCACUUGACUGUGGGUGGUAAAAAGUGUGCACGCUUCCCUUUAGAUAUGAAAGGUGACAAAUCAUUCACAAUUACUACAACACUAGUACUAUGUUCUCUUUCACAGUUUCACACACACACAACUGGCAAAUCACAUUGUCAAGUAGUUGAUAUGAAAUCUUGCGGGCUUCAGGAAAUGUCUACACGGCGUGUUCCAAAGUAACAAACUGUCACUAUACCCCAGUAUCAAUGGAUAACAAGAAUAAUAAAGAGGUUGGGGGAACCACAA
Syngnathoides biaculeatus (alligator pipefish) is the source of this 3583-nucleotide messenger RNA. RefSeq names its product zyg-11 related, cell cycle regulator (gene zer1). Gene Ontology annotation, molecular function: protein binding. The coding region runs from base 210 to 2531 and encodes 773 amino acids. The transcript is spliced from 16 exons. Lineage: Eukaryota; Metazoa; Chordata; Actinopteri; Syngnathiformes; Syngnathidae. Gene Ontology annotation, cellular component: Cul2-RING ubiquitin ligase complex. The record is from RefSeq and is a predicted model, not a curated record.